UAUCCAAGGGCCGAUAAGAUAGCGGAAAAGUUCACACUGUAAAUAGUUGAAAACACAUUCUCACCCAUCUAACUUAUUUAUACCAGCCCACCGGCCGCCUCGGUCCCGCAACACAACGGCGAAACGCCUGGCAAGAUUUUCCUCAAACCCCGUUAAGGUGCCGAGGAAUAGGAGUCAAGUUAGGUCCAAGUCGAGCUGGAGUCUCCGGCCUAUUCCAAUCACCGCUGCAUCCAUUCCGUUUCUGUUUCUGUUCUGUUCAUCAUCAUCUGUACAGCUUCCUGUAGUGCCUUGCCACAACCACGCCUCCUGCUGAUGUGAGCGUUGUUAUCCUCCCUGGUUGUCUUUCACUCAGCAAACUCGGCCUUCCCUCCCCACUGCAGCCCCCCGUGUCUCCCCGUGCCUCUUUACUCCGUGAGGCUCACGUUGACCCGUCGCCAUGUGUGACAACGGUGACCCCGAGGACAAACCCCCCGCCCCGCCAGUCAGGAUGAGCAGCACCAUAUUCAGCACCGGCGCCGGCAAAGACUCGCUGUCAACGAAUCACAGCUCCAAACCCCUGCCGUCUGUCCCAGAGGAGCGGAAACCUCGCAACAAGAUCAUCUCAAUCUUCUCAGGGGCUGAGAAAGGUAGUAGAAAAAAAGAUCGAGACAAAGAGCGCCCAGAGAUCUCGCCACCUUCGGAUUUUGAGCACACCAUACAUGUUGGUUUUGAUGCUGUCACAGGGGAGUUCACUGGCAUGCCAGAGCAAUGGGCUCGUCUCCUCCAGACCUCAAACAUCACCAAGUCAGAACAGAAGAAAAACCCACAGGCUGUUCUUGAUGUUCUUAAGUUCUAUGACUCUACAGGCAAUGGCCGUCAGAAGUACCUCAGCUUCUCAUCUUCUGAAAAAGAUACCUACACUCCAGGGCCACAGUCUCCCGUCAAAAAAGGCACUGAACCUUCAUCACCAAAUAUCAAAGAUAUUGAUGAUGAUGAUGAUGAUGAGGCGCCCCCUCCUAUCGUGGCCCCACGACCAGAGCACACCAAGAGUGUGUAUACUCGUUCUGUGAUUGACCCCAUCCCUGCGCCAGUCACAUGUCCUGACGGAGAUGUUGCCUCCAAGUCUGCCGUGGACAGGCAGAAGAAGAAGGGCAAGAUGUCAGAUGAGGAGAUUAUGGACAAACUGAGAAGCAUCGUUAGCAUUGGAGAUCCAAAAAAGAAGUAUACAAGAUAUGAGAAAAUUGGCCAGGGGGCUUCGGGAACAGUAUUCACAGCCACUGAUGUUGCUACAGGACAGGAGGUUGCCAUCAAACAGAUUAACCUACAAAAGCAGCCAAAGAAGGAGUUAAUUAUUAAUGAAAUCCUAGUGAUGAAGGAGUUGAAGAAUCCCAACAUUGUCAACUUCUUAGACAGCUUCCUGAUGGGGGAGGAGUUGUUUGUGGUGAUGGAGUACCUGGCUGGUGGCUCACUUACAGACGUGGUAACAGAGACUUGUAUGGAUGAAGCCCAAAUAGCUGCUGUCUGCAGAGAGUGUUUACAAGCACUAGAAUUCCUGCAUGCAAACCAGGUCAUCCACAGAGACAUUAAAAGUGACAAUGUUUUACUAGGGAUGGAUGGUUCUGUCAAGCUUACCGAUUUUGGCUUUUGUGCCCAGAUCACCCCAGAGCAGAGCAAGCGCAGCACCAUGGUAGGAACUCCUUAUUGGAUGGCUCCUGAGGUGGUGACUCGAAAGGCCUAUGGGCCUAAAGUAGAUAUUUGGUCCCUUGGCAUCAUGGCCAUUGAGAUGGUUGAAGGAGAGCCUCCCUAUCUGAAUGAGAAUCCACUACGAGCACUCUAUCUUAUUGCCACCAAUGGCACCCCUGAACUUCAGAACCCAGAGAAACUUUCUCCAGUUUUCAGAGAUUUCCUCAACCGUUGCCUUGAAAUGGAUGUUGAAAAGAGAGGCGCAGGCAAAGACCUGCUACAGCAUCCUUUCCUGAAACUGGCAAAGCCCCUCUCCAGUCUCACACCUCUCAUUUUGGCUGCCAAGGAGGCCAUGAAGGGCAAUCGUUAGUUGAACAACCAACCCACUUUGCCUUCCCCAUGCUGUGCACAGCUAUGUGCCAACUAUUUAGGUUUUGUACCAGACAAUAGGCUGACAGUGACUAUUCACUCUUGAUGCACCAGCCUUAUAUAAAGCCCUGACAAACCUCACUGUGAAGAAGACCAAAAAAUUGGAGCACCAUGACACCGCUGUCCACAUGAACUCUAUAUUCACUCAGAUGUCAGAAGACAAGUCAAACAAAAGUGCUUAGUUUUAAGAGUCAGGCUUAGUUAUUUUGUACAAAAAACUUUUUGGUGACAAGGCCUAGGCUUAUAUUUAACUUGGAAUGAAGAAGAUGCCUAGUUCUAUUUAGUUUUUUUUUCUUUUAAAUCGACUGCCUUAAACAAAUGCAAAAUGUUGCCUAAUUAUGUUGAUUGUGUCAGUCUCUUUUCCCAUGAUUUUUACUACCUUUAUAAUUGCCUUUUCAGCUUAUCAGUGUCUUAGUCAUUUUGAUACUUGAAUUUCAUACGUGUCCCUUUUUACUGUUAAUGUGAUGGGUCUCGUUCAAUGAAAACUCUUAUUUCCACAUCGACCCAUGGUUUAUGGACAUUUCUCGUAUCAGUUAUAGGAAACACAUAAUACAUUUCCAUCAUCAGAAAGCGUUGUCUAUGUUGAUAGUGAUGAUAAAGUGAAAGGGUUGCCACAUCUGACAAUCCUACUGGAUCAGUGUUUUAACCCCCUGUAUCAUUAGCCUCUUGAUAGUAGAGGUGCACCUUACAGGUAAAUUAAAUGUUAGAUUGACAGGGUUUAUUCUUUCUUUUCUAUGUGUAUAUUGUGUACUUUUAAAAACUAGUUGGAAAAACGGUGGCUAUGUCAUGCUGGAAUAGCCCAUGAAAAGGUCGUAGGUAAAGGCAAUGUAUAUUUUACUGUUUCUUUAUUUUCCUUUCUGGAUAACUAACAACCUUGUCUGCGCACUCAAAUAAAUGCAGCUGUCCCGCCUU
This is a messenger RNA of Lampris incognitus (smalleye Pacific opah), 3003 nucleotides long. It is a transcript of the gene pak2b, whose product is annotated as p21 protein (Cdc42/Rac)-activated kinase 2b. The transcript has 15 exons. Gene Ontology annotation, biological process: intracellular signal transduction; protein phosphorylation; regulation of axonogenesis. The record is from RefSeq and is a predicted model, not a curated record. Lineage: Eukaryota; Metazoa; Chordata; Actinopteri; Lampriformes; Lampridae. Bases 437 to 2032 code for a protein of 531 amino acids. Gene Ontology annotation, cellular component: cytoplasm. Gene Ontology annotation, molecular function: protein serine/threonine kinase activity; ATP binding.